Andrographis paniculata is the source of this 3443-nucleotide messenger RNA. Its product is annotated as AP-4 complex subunit epsilon-like. Bases 253 to 3105 code for a protein of 950 amino acids. Gene Ontology annotation, molecular function: cargo adaptor activity. NCBI's taxonomy places the organism in Eukaryota, Viridiplantae, Streptophyta, Magnoliopsida, Lamiales, Acanthaceae. Gene Ontology annotation, cellular component: AP-4 adaptor complex; membrane coat. The record is from RefSeq and is a predicted model, not a curated record. The transcript has 11 exons. Gene Ontology annotation, biological process: receptor-mediated endocytosis; intracellular protein transport.
UUUUAUACAAAUUUUUUUCCUUCAAUGCGUGCACAAUUAACACGCAGAUCGAUUUCACAUAAUAUCAAUCCUUCUCCUCCCCACGCCGUCAGUUUCCGUGCAGAUUUCUUGAUUUUUUCCGAAACCCAGAACCCGAAUUUCUCAUUAGCGGUGCGAGUUUGGAUCAAUUUGGUCCGGGAUUGAUCCAAGUUUCUUGAAUUGCAAACCAAUUCAAAGCUGGAGCAGUUGAAGACGAUCGGUCGGGAGCUCGCAAUGAGCUCCCAAGUAGGAUUUGGGCAGUCCAAGGAGUUCCUCGAUCUCAUCAAGUCAAUCGGCGAGGCUCGAUCCAAAUCGGAGGAAGACCGCAUUGUCUUGCGCGAAAUCGAGACGCUUAAGUCUCGGCUGUCGAACCCUAAUAACCCUAAGUUCAAGCUCAAGGAGUACAUAAUCCGCCUCAUCUAUGUCGAGAUGCUGGGGCACGAUGCUUCGUUUGGAUACAUUCAUGCCGUCAAGAUGACGCACGACGAGAAUUUGGUGCUGAAAAGAACAGGAUACUUGGCAGUUACUUUGUUUCUGAACGAAGAUCACGAUUUGAUUAUCUUGAUUGUGAACACGAUACAGAAGGACCUGAAGAGCGAUAAUUAUUUGGUGGUUUGCGCUGCGUUGAAUGCAGUGUGUAGGUUGAUUAAUGAGGAGACGAUCCCUGCAGUUUUGCCACAGGUAGUGGAGUUAUUGGGGCACUCGAAGGAAGCUGUGAGGAAGAAAGCAGUGAUGGCGCUCCACAGAUUUUAUCAGAAGGCUCCGGGGUCCGUUUCCCAUCUCAUUUCCAAUUUCCGCAAGAGGCUUUGUGAUAAUGAUCCUGGUGUUAUGGGUGCAGCACUUUGCCCACUUUAUGAUCUUAUUGUGGCUGAUUGUGAUGCAUAUAGAGAUCUGGUGGUUAGCUUUGUUAAUAUUCUUAAGCAAAUAUCUGAACGCAAGCUACCAAAGAGUUAUGACUACCAUCAGAUGCCUGCUCCAUUCAUUCAGAUCAAAUUGUUGAAAAUUCUUGCCCUACUGGGAAGUGGCGAGAAACGUGCAAGCGAACAAAUGUACACAAUUUUGGGCGACAUUAUGAGAAGAUCUGAUUCAACAACCAAUAUUGGGAAUGCCAUCCUUUAUGAAUGCAUCUGCUGUGUUUCCUCGUUACACCCCAACCCGAAGUUGCUUGAAGCUGCUGCUGAUGGCAUAGCAAAAUUUCUGAAAAGUGAUAGCCACAACCUGAAAUAUCUUGGUAUCGAUGCACUUAGUCGGCUGAUAAAAAUAAGCCCAGAGGUUGCUGAACAGCAUCAGCUGGCUGUUAUUGAUUGCCUAGAGGACCCAGAUGAUACCCUAAAACGAAAGACAUUUGAACUCCUGUAUAAGAUGACCAAGUCUUCAAAUGUGGAAGUAAUUGUUGAUCGUAUGAUUGACUACAUGAUAAGCAUCAAUGAUAGUCAUUACAAAACUGAAAUUGCAUCUAGAUGUGUUGAGCUUGCGGAACAAUUUGCUCCUAGCAACCAAUGGUUCAUACAGACCAUGAACAAAGUAUUUGAGCAUGCAGGGGACCUUGUUAAUGCUAAAGUUGCGCAUAAUUUAAUGCGGUUGAUUGCUGAAGGAUUUGGGGAGGAUGAUGAUACUGCAGACAGCCAGCUUAGAUCAUCUGCUGUGGAGUCAUAUCUUCGGAUUAUGGGCGAGCCAAAGCUUCCAUCAGCCUUUCUUCAAGUUAUCUGUUGGGUCCUUGGGGAAUAUGGGACUGCAGAUGGGAAGUAUUCUGCCUCAUAUAUUACUGGGAAGUUGUGUGAUGUGGCCGAGGGACAUCCGGAGGACAACACAGUGAAAGCAUAUGCAGUGUCAGCGCUAAUGAAGAUAUAUUGUUUCGAAAUUGCGGCCGGGAAAACAGUGGACAUGCUGCCUGAGUGUCAAUCCCUGAUUGAUGAACUGUUAGCAUCUCACUCAACAGACCUUCAGCAACGGGCCUACGAGCUUCAGUCAAUCCUCUCCUUAAACGCUGAAGCUGCCAAACAAGUGAUGCCAGUGAAUGCUACUUGCGAGGAUAUUGAGAUUGACAGAGACCUUCCAUUUCUUGAUGGCUAUGUCCAACGAGCUCUGGAAAAUGGCGCGCAGCCGUACAUACCUGAGAGCCAACGCUCGGGAACAUCAAGCAUUAGCAAUUUCAAGAAUCACGAUGAUCACGAACCAUCCACACAUGCUCUUAGGUUUGAGGCAUAUGAGCUGCCGAAAGCCCCGGUGGCUGCAACUGUUCCACCGCUGCUGUCAUCCGCAAACGAACUUGUUCCGGUCCCAGACAUAUCAUCAUAUGCCGCAGAUACGUUCCACCCUCCGACAUCUGCUCCAUCCACCUCAAACACUGGCCCCUCAGAACUCAAGCUCCGACUCGACGGCGUUCAAAAGAAGUGGGGACGGCCGACUUUCUCCCCUCCAACACAGACGACACCGACCUCUGAUUCUAUAAAGACUCCGAGUGACACAACUCAGCGUGACUCAGCAAGCAAUUCCGCCUCGAAAGCGCAAGACGUAUCGUAUAGUUCAAGAAAACAGCAGGCGGAGAUUGCGCCGGAAAAGCAGAAACUGGCUGCUUCACUCUUCGGGGGCAUAUCGAAAUCGGACGGAAGAACGCCGUCUAGGCAGCGGGCUUUGUCGUCUCAGAACCUGUCUUCCGACAAGCCUCAUCUCGCCAAGACGUCGUCCGACACUGCUGCGGUUAAGACAUCCCAACCGCCUCCGGAUCUGCUCGACUUGGGCGAACCAUCAUCCGUCAACAUGGCACCUUCAGUCGAUCCGUUCAAGCAAUUAGAAGGCCUUCUCGAUCUCGCGCAGGACAUGCCUCCUGCAAAUCCCGGCGCCUCUGACAUUCCAUCUAUUUUUGCAGACAUGUCCUUAAACCUCCCCGGCGAUGGUAACGCCAAUCAAGGAUCAAAUCUGCUCGACACAAACGGCGUGGGAGCUAGUGCAGCGGAACACUCGAUCCAGCACUUGAACAAAGGGCCGAAUUUGAAGGAGUCGUUGGAGAAGGAUGCGCUCGUUCGACAAAUGGGCUUCACUCCAUCCGGUCAGAACCCGAACUUGUUCAAAGACUUGCUCGGCUAAUGCUAUUGCGCGUACUUUUUAUUACAGAUCAUUCGGAUGGAUUUCUCGAUGAUCUCUGGACUUGUGUCUUUGCCUGAACUACAGCGUGCCCGGGAAGACAGGUAUGUCGGUCGAAACUGGUGCGUAAUUUGUGAUGGUUGUUUAAGAUUGAUACUAUAUGGUUGUGUAGAAAUAUAAAGACAAUGUAGGUUCUUGAACCUAUGGCCUAUAGAGCUGUUUUUAAUUGUGCAUGUUUUGAACGCCCAAUUUUUGGAACAUUCUGGAGUAUUUAUACUUUCGCUCUUCCAACCUUGUUUCUGUAUAAUUCUCACUUUUUGCAAUAAUUUUUUGGGUUCUUA